GAUUCAGCAUGGUGGAUGAAAAUAAAAAAAUCCAGAAAAACAAGUAAAAAGUCGAACAAAAGCAUCAUAAACAACCAUUUUAAAUGCUUUUUAUUGGUCUUAUGGGCUUCAGUUACAUAUGCUUCCUCUGAAGAAUAUCAGCUCGAGAGAAUAUUUGGUGGUGAUCUCAGGUUACCUUUAAAAGGACUCUGAACCAUCUUUAAAAGGCUGUUCAACUUCAAGUCUGGGGGACUAGCAUGGCUUAUUCAGUUGAGAAUAUAGAGAAGGCUGUCAGGCAGUUCUACUAUGAAGCUAGUGCACAGCAAGAGGCCCAUGCAUGGCUCACCACAGCUCAGUUAUCGCCAGACGCAUGGUCAUUCAGCUGGCAUCUUCUCAUGCCCGACAAGGGACCUGAGGUUCAGUUCUUUGGAGCAAGCUGCCUUCAUGUCAAGAUAUCCAGAUAUUUGCACGAACUACCCGCUGAGAAACUGGAAGAGCUGCGGAAACAGCUGUUUGAAAGACUCCUCUCAUUUGCUAAUGGACCUAAAAUGGUGCUAACAAGAUUGUGUGUAGCAAUGUCAGCCUUGUCAAUCCAGACAACCCCUGAGAUGUGGACAGAUGCCGUGGUGUCAAUAAUCACCACCUUCCAGCAAGCACAGCUUCCAAACGUUGAGUCUAGCCGGCUUUGUACCAUACUUUUGGAGUUACUGACUGUUUUACCAGAGGAGUUCUUCACUGCCAAUCUCUCGAAAGUGAGGAGGGGUUCCGUCAGAUAUGAACUAAACAAGGGACUAGCACAUGUCAUUCCCCUGCUUCAGAGCGUGAUGGUGCCAUCAUCGCCACCUGAGGUUUACGACCAAGCCAUGAAGUGCUUCUCCAGUUGGGUCCAAUUCGGUAUCCCUCUGAAUGAGAGCGUGACACUGGUUCAGCAGGUCUUUGAUGCACUCAACAACACAGAUAUCUUUGACACUGCCAUCGAGUGCCUUGUGAAUGUGUUCCAGCAACCUGAAGCCUACAGGUAUCCAAUAUCUUUGAAGGUUUUAUUUGUCAACAUCCUGAGUCUUCAAGGCAUGUUACAGAAAGCCAUAGGAGAACAUGAUGUGGAUUCAUGUCACAGUAUAUGUCGACUGGUCGUCACUGCUGCAGAGAACCACACCAAACUGAUCUUAGAGUGUGCUCUGGGAACCGAGGAGGAAAAAUUACAUGCCAUGAAUUUGAUCAACUUAGUCAUGCAAUGUUCAGCAAUGCCAGGCCACUUCCCCACCGAUGAAACGUGCAGUGAACUAGCGUUUGGAUUCUGGUACAUACUACAGGAUGACAUCAUGUCAUCAGACCAUGAGCUCUUCCAACAGUACAUCAGAGUGUUCGCACCCGUCUACAUGUCUCUUGUCCAGGUGUUCCUCGGGAAGGUGGCGUACCCACCUGAGGCCGAGUAUGUACAGUGGAGCAAAGAAGAAAAAGAGCAGUUCCGGUGCUACAGGCAAGACAUAGGCGACGGAACAAUGUACGCGUACAACAUCCUGCGUCAGCCACUACUUGCUUACAUGUGUUCAAUGCUGUGUAGCUUAGCAGAGAAAAGCUCGUUGGAGGAAAUCAGCUGGCAGAACGUGGAGGCGGCAUUUUAUCUCUUGUCUUCCAUCGCUGAUAACGUGGAGUUUGAGGAGAACGUAUCACUUCCGAUAAUCUUUAGUAUCCUACCCAGAAUUCCUUUCAAUAAUCUCACGCUCAUCUCAACUGCUUUAGUCAUGAUUGGUGCUUAUGCCGAGUGGAUGAACUUCCACGCUCCUCUCCUUGGUGGCGUUCUCCCCCUUCUUCUCCAGGGCCUCAACAACUCUGAGAUGGCAAUGUCCGCUACGAUGGCCCUGAAGGAUAUCACACGAGAGUGUCAGGAUCACAUCGCUGGGUACGCUAAUCAGAUUCUGACGGCAAGUCAGGAGGCCUUAGCAUCGAAUGUUAUGAAGUCACGAGAAUGUAUUCGUCUGAUGUCGUCUGUAGGCCAUGUCCUGUCGAUAUGUCCCCUGGCUGACAUCAUACAGUACCUGAACAGUCUCCUGACACCCCAUUUACAACAACUGCAACAAUUAGUCGAACAGCCGAUUGUUGGAGAACCUUCACCUGAUCUGAGUCUAACCUUCAAGAAUAUGGGUCUCUCAUCGACUGUGUCAUCAGGCCCUGUUUAUGUUAUGCCAUCAGCUUCUGUUAGGAAUUGCAUUUUAUUGAAAGUGAACAUGUUGUCAACAUUGUUUGGUUCGUUGAAUACAAACAGAGAAGAGUCUGAUGAAGAGGGACGGGAAAAGCCGAAAGAGACUCCAGAGGAACCACAACCUGUGAUGUUGAUCCUCCAGCAGGUGAUGCCUGUCAUCAAAGCCAUCUCGGCCAAAUGGAUCGCGGAUGCAGCAAUAGUAGAAGCGGUCUGUGAUAUGUACAAACGAGCUCUGAGAUCGUUGAUGGACGACUUCUCUCCGCUCGCCGAAGACGUCUCUCAGAUGGUGGCGGAGAUGUACACUGCGGUGCCUCAUUCCCAUCUGUUGGAUUUAGCAAAACAGUUAUUGGUGUUGUUCAUGCCUAACGACUCCUACAAACCGAUUGGUCAGAGGAUGUUUCUCUCACUCGUUGCCAGGACGAUAUGUCUUGCUGAGAAUGGUGCUAAAGAUAACCCUGAUGUGAUAGAGACGUUCACAUCCACCAUGGCUCAGCUUUUAAAAAAGUGCCAUUGUUUAUUCAUGGACGAAACCUGUAAUUUAUUAGGAAUAUUCCAGAUCGGAGUGGUUGGCAUGGUGCUACAAGAAAACCCGACGGUCAAGUCAUCAUGUUUCUUCAUGGCUGAGUUGAUCAACAGCGGAGAGAAGAUACCACCCAUAUGUGAUAUCAUCCGAGCACAUGGUCAGGCUUUAGUCGAACGAUUACUCAGGGCAAUUGGUGGGGAAUCUCCUCGAGCUGUGGUUGACCACAUGUGUGACGUUCUUCAAGCUUUGAACAAGAAAUACAGUGAAUAUUCGCGGCAGUGGCUGGCAGAUCUUAUGGCCAAUGAAGGUUUCCCUACAGCUAAAGUGUCAGCAAAGGAUAAGGAGACAUUUGUCAAAUUCCUACUCAGGGAAAGAAACAACAAAAGGAAGACGAGAGAAUUAGUGAAGGAGUUUUCUUUGAACUGUCGUGGUCUGAUAGGAACGGAAUAUGGGGCUCAGGACGUCACCCUAUGACAUGGCGAAUAUUAACGAGAAACUUUGUCCAUGCUCUGUUGUUUUGGUUGCUGGCAAUAAAAAAUGUGAUUUGAUGGAGUGGAAAAUUUUGAAAUUCCCCUCAUCAGUUGGAUGAUGGGAUGAGGAUAUGGGCCAUGAUGUUGUAUCAUCAUGGGAACAAUGUUGGAUAUCAUGUCUGUUUCAUUGUUGCUGUCAUAAAGACAAGGCAUCAUGGUUGGUGGGCGGAAAACCCCAAAAAUUGACCAUCGUCUUCUGCAACUUGGCUCAACCACGGUGCAGUGAGCUUCAACCACGGUGCAGUGAGCUUCAACCACGGUGCAGUGAGCUUCAACCACGGUGCAGUGAGCGGAGGAAAGGAAUAACCUCAGUCACAAUGUAGCAUUUAAUUCAGAGAACAAAAUAUUAGUUAUUAUUUAUAAGCAAAUGUAUUCAAUUGAUUUGCAUGUCUUCAAGAGGUUUUAUUUGAUGUAUUUUUAUGUGCUUGAAUAAAAUGUAUAUAUUGUU
This is a messenger RNA of Lineus longissimus, 3683 nucleotides long. RefSeq names its product importin-13-like. Bases 237 to 3179 code for a protein of 980 amino acids. Gene Ontology annotation, cellular component: cytoplasm. Gene Ontology annotation, biological process: protein import into nucleus. The record is from RefSeq and is a predicted model, not a curated record. NCBI's taxonomy places the organism in Eukaryota, Metazoa, Nemertea, Pilidiophora, Heteronemertea, Lineidae. The transcript is spliced from 28 exons. Gene Ontology annotation, molecular function: small GTPase binding.